Messenger RNA from Trichosporon asahii var. asahii CBS 2479, 912 nucleotides. RefSeq lists its product as uncharacterized. The record is from RefSeq and is a predicted model, not a curated record. Gene Ontology annotation, molecular function: oxidoreductase activity. The coding region runs from base 1 to 912 and encodes 303 amino acids. Lineage: Eukaryota; Fungi; Basidiomycota; Tremellomycetes; Trichosporonales; Trichosporonaceae. The transcript has a single exon.
AUGACCGCCUCCACCCACGCCAGCUUCCAGUACAUCGACCCCGCGUCCAUCAAAGACACGAAGCCGUGGUCCAAGGUCGACGGCCCCGGACGCUCCUACGGCGAGGUCACGGUCGAGAAGCCAGUGUACAACGCCCGCGACGACGCUGGUGACUUCAAGGACGUCGACCGGACCGGUUUCGCAUUCUACACUUCGCCGUCGGCCGUGCCGGCCGAAGACGUGCUUUCCGACGGACCGGCAGUGCGCGGAGCGUACUAUGACGAGGUCGAGGCUGCGCUUCGCAAGAAUCUCAAGGACGGCGACAAGGUGAAGCGCGUGUACAUCUUCGACCACACGAUCCGCGUGCGCGACCCGAACGCCGCUCGCCAACCCGUCGCGUUCGUGCACGUUGACCAGACUCCCGGCGCCGCUGCUGCCCGUGUGCGUAGGCAUCUGGGUGACGACGCCGAGGCCCUGCUGCAGAAGCGCUUCCAGCUGAUCAACGUCUGGAGGCCACUUGGACACGAGGCGUCCGACCACCCGCUCGGUGUAAUUGACUGGCGAUCAGCAUCGAAGGCGGACCUCACCCCCGUCGACCUCCUGUACCCCGAGCGCAACGAUGGCGACGACGACGACCGCGGCAAGGAGAAGCUCCCCGACGCCGAGACGCUGCAGUCGACUGAGGGAUACAAGGUCGGAGGAGAGACAUACUCGGUCUUGCCCAACCCGAAGCACCGCUUCUACUAUGUCAAGGACAUGCGCCCGGACGAGAUCAUGCUCCUCAAAUGCUUCGACAGCGAGAGCGCCGAGAACGGCGGUCCCAGCGACCUCGCCGGCUUCACGCCGCAUACCGCCUUCGACGACCCGAACACGCCCAAGGAUGCCAAGCCGCGGCAGUCGAUCGAGGUGCGUUGCCUCGUGUUCUACGAGUAA